AUGUCCACAGCACUCUAUGAUGGAAUUAUGGCCACAGAUGCAAUUCUCAACCUUCCAAGAAACGUACUCCUCUACAAUGAUGAAUUGUACAUAUCCGAUACCUUUAAUCACAUGAUUAGAAAGGUUUCGAAAAAUGGAACACUCACCACAUUGGUAGGAGUUGGUGCUGCUGGUUCAAAUGAUGAUGAUGGUUUGCUUGGAAUUGAUACUCAACUAAACAAUCCGAAUGGUUUAUCCAUUUCUCCAAAUGGUGAAUUAUUGUUUAUUGCUGAUACUGAUAACAAAUUGAUUCGAGUUUUGAAUAUGAAAACAAUGAUUUGUAAUGUAUUUAAAAUGUUUACAUCGAGUGGGGUGUUAGAUACCUUGACGAAACCAGUUGGUGUUUCCAUUACAAGUAAUUGGAAUAUUUACAUAACCGAUGACAAGUAUGUGAAAAAGGUUAAUUAUUAUACAAGAGUAGUUACAAUUAUUGCAGGAGGUGGAAGUGGUAGUUAUAAAGAUAAUGUCGUUCCAACAACCAUUUCAAUCACAAGUCCUAAACUCAUUCAUACCAUUCCUUACACUCCUGAUUCUACUCUUGUAGUUUUUACUGAUGCCACAACUGCUAAAUUUAUUAUAGAUACAGAAAGUUUACAAUCAACCACAAAAACAGGACUUGUAGGAGGUUCAAAUAUUCCAGCAAUUUUUCCAUUUUCCACCACAACAUUUUACUAUUCUUUGGGAAAUGGGAUUUUUAACUUGGAAAGUGGAAUUAAUACUCCUAAAUCUGCAACUACUGGUGGUGAUGCUGGAAAGUAUAGUGUAACUAAUAUGGCGUAUUCUUAUUUUAACACUUCUUAUGGAUUACAUGGAAAUAGUUCAGUGAUUUAUAUUGCAGAUUCGGCUAAUUAUUGUAUUAGAAAGUAUGAUAUUGCGAAUAAUUCUGUAUCAACUGUUGCAGGUUUCAAAUAUCAACCUUCUUUUGAAGGAGUUUAUGCUUUAUCUGUUUAUGCAGAUUUGAAAAUUCAAAAGUUAACCGUGACCUACAAGGAUGAAAUUAUUUAUCUUGACACUAACAACAGAGUUAGAAUGAUUACAGCCAAUGGAAGAAUCAAAACACUCAUUGGAUCUGAGUAUACAUCCAAAUAUCCAGUUUGUGUUUCAACAUCUAUUGCUUUGGAAUGUAGGGCAACUAACGCGAUUGAUAUUAUGAGCGUUGGAGAUUCUCUAAUUCUCUCAACUUUAAAAUUAUUCAGUUAUGAUUUGGCAAGCAUUUCAGGAACAUCUACCAUUACCCAACAAGGUACUGAACUAGUAGGUACUUUCUCUCUAAGAGCAAUGAAUGGCUCAUCAGGUGCUGUCGUAUAUUUCCUAAAUAAUGCCAAUCAAUUGUUAAAAAAAUCUUUAACUGGUUUGGAAACAGUUGUGAAAGGAUCAUUAUCUGCAUCAGAUUUCAAUAUUGUAAAUAUUGAUACUGAUUUCGCUAGAAUUUGCUAUAUUGAGAGUGGAAUUAUCACUUGCUUUAAUGAGACUGAUUUAAGUUCAAUUGUUCUCCCAAUGCCAUCUGGAGAAACCAAGUUCACAAGCGUUGCACUCACUAGUACUACUGUCUAUGCAUCAACAAGUAAUAGAAUCUAUGCCUAUUCAGUUUCUGAUUAUUCAACUGCUUACCUAAUUGCAGGUUCAAAGCCAGUUAAUGUGAAUGGACAAACUUUUGAUUAUAGUGGGUACAACAGUGAUUACAUUUUGGCAACUAGUGCUAUUUUGAGUGAUAUCAGUAAUUUGCAAGUCUCUUCUUCUAAUGGAAAUAUCUAUUUUGUGAGUGGUGGUACUUUGAUUAGAAGAAUUGCCAAUGGAUUUGUUUCUACAGUUGCUGGUAUUUCACCUCUCCAUACAGAAGGUAUAACACCAAUGGCAAUUGCAAGAGAUUCAGCUAAAAAGAUCACCUAUUUCAUUGACAGUAAUACACAUGUUAAAAUGAUGGAUGAAGCCAGUGGAAUUAUUAGUCCACUUACUUUACCAAUUAAACCAAGUCCUGAUCCACAAAAUAUUACAUUACCAUUAACAUUUUUAAGAGCUCCACCAAAGAAUGCAGGUCAAUUAUUGACUUAUUCCUCCUAUGAUGGUUUAUUAUAUCUUGCAGAUUAUUGCAGAAUUAUUUCCAUCAAUGUUACAUCUGCUUCAUACAAGCUUGUAACUGGUACUGUGUGUGGAGAUAGUGCUGACAAUAUUUUAGCAAUCAAUUCAUUCAUUCAAACACCAAGUUCCAUGACAGUCGACUCUAAAACUGGAGAUUUAUACUUUACGUUUGGAACAAAGAUUUUGAAAAUUGAAAAGAAAACUGGUUUAUUAACGACAUUAUAUGGCAGUACUGGUAAAAUUGGAACUGUUGUGAAUGGAAUAAUUUCCAAAACUUCUCUCCUCACCAACAUUACAAGUUUGGUCGUGUCUGAUGAUAUUAUUUACUUUGCAGAUAUUACUCGUAGCGUUAGACAAAUAGCUCUAUCAAACAGUAAUUUGACAACUUUGGUUACCAUGGCUGCGGUCACUGAAAAGAUGCUUUCAAUUUCACUCGAUAAGAAUGGUGACAUUUUCAUUCUCGAUACCUAUACUUACUUAAUUAGCAAGUACAUUAAAAGUUCAGGUGGGGUCCCCAAAGAGGUAGCAGGAAAACAAUUUGGUAAAGGAUUCAAUGGAAGAUACAAUGCUCAGGCAACGAAUUCCAAUUUGAGAAAUUUUAUUUCCUCUGUCAACAUUGACAAUGGAAUAAUGUUUACUGAAAUUGCAGAUAAGACUGGUGGUCUCAUUAGAAAAAUAACAGCUCAAUGUGAUGGAAAUUCAACCCUGGACUCUAGUGGAGGUAGUUGUGUCUGUAAUGAUGGAUACACUGGAGAUUCUUGCAAUGUAUUCGUUUGUUAUGGUUUAACUGCAACUAGUUCAGAAGUAUGCUCAGGAAAUGGAUCGUGUAUUGAUGUGAAUGUGUGUAAAUGUAGGGAUGGAUUCGAAGGUUCCUCAUGUAAUAUUGUUAAGGCUGCAAAUGUCACAACAGGAGAUUCAUUGGGUGUGAUUUUACCUGCUGUUCUCGUUCCAAUAUUGGUUAUUUUGAUUAUUAUUGUAAUUAUAAUUGUAGUGGUAAUCAUUGUGUUUGCCACAAAAAAGAAGAAGAAGAAGGAUAAGGGAUUGGAAGAAACCACAGAUUUUGAUGAAGUUCCAAUGAGUGAUUUGCCAUCUGACAUGUCUGUCAUUUUGAGUAGCAGUUUGACAAGAAGUGUUUCAUCAUCAACCAAUGAAGAAGAAAAUCUCUUUACAAGAUAUCAAGAUAUUGUCAAGAUUGGACAGGGAGCAUUCGGUAGUGUUUUUAAAGUUAGAGAUACCAAAGACGGAGACAAGAUCAAAGCUGUUAAAGUUUUGAAAUUUAAUUCUGUCAGUGAUUUGAAUAUGAUUAUGAAAGAAGGUGCUCAAUUAACAAACGCCAAACACAACCACAUUCUCAAAGUCAAUGAUUAUUUCAUUACUAACGACAAUUUACUUUGUAUUGAUAUGGACUAUUAUGAAAAGGGAGAUUUGUCUCAAUUUACCAAAACUGAUUGUCCAGAACAUAUUGUAAAACAAAUUCUCUAUCAAUUAUGUGAUGCUUUGAGUUAUGUUCAUGGAACUCUUUCCAUGAUUCACAGAGAUAUCAAGCCAACUAACAUUUUUGUAAAGGAAUAUGAUGGAACAAAUGUCAGUGUCAUUCUUGCUGAUUUUGGUUUAGCCAAACAAGCUCAAGAAUCAGCUGCAAAUUCAUAUGCUGGUACUCCACUUUAUAUGAGUCCUGAACUUGGAUUAGGAGGAAAAUAUUAUCCAAACUCUGAUACUUAUUCACUAGGUGUUACAAUUUAUCAAAUAAUGACAAAGGACCUUACCACAUCAAUCAGUCACUUGUUGUUGAAUGAUCCACAAAAUGCUCAAUCGAAAUUGAGAGACAAGAUGAAACAAUCUAAACUGGGUUACUCAGAUCAGCUUAUUGACUUGAUUAUUAGAAUGUUGGACAAGGACAGUUUAACUAGACCUAAUGCUGCAGACAUUCUUUCAGAUUCGUAUUUCAGAAGAUAAUUAAACCGCAAUCAUUUGAUUACU
Molecule: messenger RNA, 4098 nt
Organism: Naegleria gruberi
Lineage: Eukaryota; Heterolobosea; Eutetramitea; Acrasida; Naegleriidae
Product: serine/threonine-protein kinase
Exons: 4
Coding region: 1-4074 (1357 amino acids)
Biological process (GO): protein phosphorylation
Molecular function (GO): ATP binding; protein kinase activity
Source: RefSeq, a predicted model, not a curated record